AUGGCGAAAAAUGAUUGGAGGCUUCUGUUUCCGGACUGCUCCGUUGAAACGAUCCCGAUGGCUCUGUCAGAUCACUCCGCAAUCCUCUUGAAGUUAGAAGGUGAUGCCAGGAGUUGCGCGCCUAGGAGGGAUUAUUUCAAAUUUGACUCUUGUUGGGCUAAUGAAGAGCAAUGUAGAGAAAUUAUGAAACGGAUUUGGGAGAAGGAAGAUGAUUCUUUCUCGGCUAAGGUGGGGGAAAUUGGCAUUUCUCUUGGUGAUUGGCAAAGAUCGAGAAGGGGUCAAGCUAAGAGGGAAGAGAGGAGGUUAAGGAGUUAUUUACUUCGGCUUGAUUCGGGAUCGGUCAUGGAUAUGUCUUGUGAGCUUCGACGCAAAGCUUUGGUGGAUCUUAAGGAGAUUAUGGAUAAAGAUGAAAACUAUUGGCUUCAGAGAUCCCGUGUUGCGUGGCUUAAGGAUGGGGAUCGUAAUUCUUCGUUUUUCCAUGCUAGAGCAAAUAGGCGCCGUAAAAAGAACUGGAUUGAGGGGUUGCAGAGGGAUGGGGGGUUGGUGUGA
Hibiscus syriacus is the source of this 549-nucleotide messenger RNA. RefSeq lists its product as uncharacterized. Bases 1 to 549 code for a protein of 182 amino acids. Lineage: Eukaryota; Viridiplantae; Streptophyta; Magnoliopsida; Malvales; Malvaceae. The transcript has a single exon. The record is from RefSeq and is a predicted model, not a curated record.